CAGUGUGGUUCUUCCAAAAUGGCUGCCCCCAUGUAUUCUGGGGCGAAUUUGUUAUUCUUAGAAGUCUCAGGAGUUUUCUUUGGCUUGAGUAUAUAUAUUCUGACUGUCAUAAAUAAUGAACAACCAGAACCGUAUAUGGAUGAGAUAUUUCAUAUACCACAAGCUCAGUCAUAUUGCGAAGGCAACUUUACUAAGUGGGACCCAAUGAUCACAACUCUACCUGGUCUGUACCUGGUUUCUGUUGGCCUCUUGAAACCACUGGCAGUGUUGUUCAAGUUUCACAACUUGGAGUUUUGCACACCAUUUUGGCUUAGAUCUAUCAACGUACUAUUUGCUGUGGGAAACCUCUAUGUUAUUUGGUGUAUUCUUUGGAAACUCCAUUACCAGACUAGCAAGGAUUUCUCCACGAACAGAGCUCUGCUGGCAGCCAUUAAUCUCACGCUGUUCCCGGUGCUGUACUUCUUCACGUUCCUCUACUACACAGACGCCGGAUCCGUGUUCUUCGCCCUGCUGCUCUAUCUGCUCAGUCUCCAUGGCAACCACGCGGCGGCCGCUGCGGUCGGAGCGUGCGCGGUGGCGAUGCGGCAGACAAACAUUGUGUGGGCGGCGUUCGCAUGCGGCUGCGCCGUCACCGCACGGGUAACCGCUUACGCGCAGUGCGGGAGCACGAUGGAGCGCGACGACGGCAGGCAGCUGAGCGAGCGAGAGUAUGUCGAUCUGCUGCGCGCCGCGAUGCGCCGCGUCCUCGCCGACCCGAAGAGAGGCGUCGCGGGCAUCGCGCGGCAAGUCGCCGCCGUCGCGUGGCCAUACGCGAUCCUCGCUGCCGGCUUCGUCGCGUUUGUCGCGUACAACGGCUCGCUGGUCGUCGGCGACCGGUCGUCGCACCGAGCGAGCUUCCACGUCCCCCAGCUCUUCUACCUGUGCGCGUUCUCGACGGUCUUCGCAUUCCCCUUCACCGUCGGCCGCCGCACGGCUGCACACUUCGUGCGCUGCCUGCGGCGGCGACCGUGCCUCGCCCUCGGUCUUGCCGCGGCUAUGCUGCCGGCCGUGCACUGGCUCACGUACGUGCACCCGUACUUACUCGCCGACAACAGGCACUACCCAUUCUACGUGUGGCGUAAGGUGUUCGAGCGGCACGCGCUCGUCAGGUAUCUCCUGGUCGGCGCAUACGUGUUUGCGCUCUGGUCGUGCUACGUGCGGCUGUGCAGCAGAACACCGCCGUGGAAGCUCGUCUUCGCGGCGUGCUGCUCGCUGGCGACCGUUCCGCAGAGCCUGCUCGAGUUCCGCUACUUCAUCCUUCCCUACCUCAUGUUUCGCUUGCACAUGCGAACCUUCAGCCCAUGGAAGCUGUCCAUGGAGCUUGCAUUUUACGUGGCAGUCAAUGUCGCUACGCUACGGCUGUUUCUAGAGAAACCAUUCGCUUGGCCCGAUGUUAGCGUGAAACAGAGGUUUAUGUGGUAGUGCAAGUAUGAGGAAUUGCAUAUGUGCCCGAUCAAGAGACGUGGCACGAGUGAUGUAUUAUGGCGUAAUGACUAGACAAAUAAAUAGCUCAUCAGUUCCAGUCAAAUAGUUGAAUAGUGACUAAAAAUCAAUCUUAGGUGAACAAUUACUCGAUCAUGUAAUAGCGCCUUUUAUGGUUUAUAUCAGUGCCUUAUCAUUGAACCUUACCCACUCAAUAUUAUGCUCAUACUACUAAUUGUUUUCUGUAAUUAAUCAUGAAAAUAUCCCUUCAUUUUAUCCUGUAAAUAUUGGUGCUGGAUUUAUAUCGGUGAAGCUUUUAUUCUGACUGCUAAAACGUCUAUAGUAUCAGAAUACCUUUCUGCUACUACAGUUUAUAAAUAUGAAAGUAGCAAGUAUUAAAGAAUUAUGAUACAACUUA
Messenger RNA from Priapulus caudatus, 1879 nucleotides. Its product is annotated as putative Dol-P-Glc:Glc(2)Man(9)GlcNAc(2)-PP-Dol alpha-1,2-glucosyltransferase. Gene Ontology annotation, molecular function: dolichyl pyrophosphate Glc2Man9GlcNAc2 alpha-1,2-glucosyltransferase activity. The record is from RefSeq and is a predicted model, not a curated record. Bases 19 to 1461 code for a protein of 480 amino acids. NCBI's taxonomy places the organism in Eukaryota, Metazoa, Priapulida, Priapulimorpha, Priapulimorphida, Priapulidae. The transcript has 3 exons. Gene Ontology annotation, biological process: protein N-linked glycosylation; dolichol-linked oligosaccharide biosynthetic process. Gene Ontology annotation, cellular component: endoplasmic reticulum.